CAAUUAUCAUUAAAGGUGAAUUGUCUCAGCAAAAUAUCAAAUUGUUUACAUGAAAUUUGAAAUAUGUUAAGCUAAUGAAGAUUUUGUUAUAAUCAAUGGAAAAAAGAUGAACAUGUAAAUUGAAAAAUUAGUGUAAAGAGCAACAUUUCAUUCAGUUUUCAUCAUCUUCAUCCAUUUCUUGAUCAUGAUCGUUGGAGAUAUUCAUCAGAGGUAAACAACUUGAACAAAAUUCUGAGCAGAAUCAUAAGCCAAUCCUGACCUGGUUCCUGGUUGUCAUCUUUACAAAACUAGUAACCUAAAUAACAAGAGAAAAUACAAAAACAUAAUUCAAGUUCAUCUGCGAUUUAACAUUAUUACUUACUUUAUUUAUUUAUUUUGUUUGUAAUUUGAAUCACAAUUUCCUUUCUUGCCUUACUUAUUUUUGAUUUAUAUUUUUUUAACAAAUUAACAGCCAUAUACUUACAAUUGUUAGUCGAUUGAAAGUUAAUUGUAAAUUAGUAAUUUUCAUAAGACCUUUUUUGACAAAUGCUCGAUAAUAAUCAGCGAACCAAAGUGUAUUUCAUCCUUUGUCCCAGUGUUUGGUGUAGAUGGUAUUUUUGUCGAGUUAAUGUAUUAAAGUCACAAAUCGUUUUACCAACAGCCACAAAUCUAUAACAAGUGAUGUUUCCAACGCAAUUCAUUUAACUUACAACCUUUUUCCUUUCGCCAAAAUUGUUUUCACCUAAUCAUCAUUCAAUGUAAUCCAAUUGGAUUGUUCAACAUUAAACUAUUACGACAAUCAUCGAGAGUGUACAAUCCAACUAAACAUCGUAAAUUGGUUCAACAGUCAAUUGUGACUAUCAUCGGCCAUGGAGAAAUCAUCUAAUUUAAUGUUGUCCCGACCCGAAGAUCCUGAAGUUGCUUCCUUGGGCCAGAUAACAGUCGAUGUUGGCUAUGAGAUAUUACCCAAGAGGAUAAGAGCCAUUCCAGGUAUUGGAUUAAUUUUGGCAUUAUUAUCAGGUGUUUUCUUUGCCACUGGAUCCUUAACAGUCAAGCUUAUCCAAUCAGUUUCUGGUAUUGAAAUUGCUGUUAUCAGAUCACUCAUCACAUUGAUAGCCUUUUCCAUUGUGGUAAUCUUAUGCAAACAUGAUCUGAAAUCGAUCCCAUCCGAAAGAGUUCCUCUGGCCUUACGAUGUCUCACCGGUUGUAUUGGUCUAAUACUAACCUAUGUGUCAAUUAAAUUGAUACCAUUAGGUGAUUCACAGUCAAUAAUUUUUUCGUCACCGGUGUUUGUCAAUUUUUUUGCUUACCUGUUUCUCGGUGAACCAUGUGGCUUGGUCCAGUACGUUUCCAUCAUAUUUGCCAUGAUCGGAGUCCUCCUCAUCUCCAAGCCUAGCUUCCUGUUUCCCGACUUUGAUACCGAUCAAAAUGAUGCUUAUGCUUCAACUCGUACAACGGGCACUUUAACAGCUCUUGGAGCUUGCUGUGGAGCUGCCUCGGUCUUCAUUUGUAUUCGGAAACUACAGGUAACCCCGUCUUCUGUGGUCAUUUUUUGGCAUUCAGCGGUCACAGUAAUACUUGGAACAAUCUUGCUCAUUAUUCGUGAUCUUUUGGUUUGGCCUCAAGGAAUCCAAGACUAUGUUCUCCUUUUGGUUUGCGGUGUAACCGGAAUAGCUGGUCAAGCAUUGAUGACGUUAUCUCUUAAACUAGAAAAAGCUGGUCCAGUUUCAUUGGCUCGUACCAUGGACAUUGUAAUGGCUUUUGUGUAUCAGAUCACUAUUUUGAAAGAAGCAGUUGCUUGGACAAGCUUAUUUGGAGCAUUUAUCCUGGUUUUUGGAGUAAUCAUCGUCGCUCUUAACAAAUGGUACACAAGUGAUCCAAAAAGCUUUAAAAGUGUUUUUCUUUGUGGAUGUGCUGGUGAUCAUAAAAAAACACCAGACAAUCUAGUUAACUUAGCUUCAAUUCCGACCAUCACUAUAUCAGCUAAUAAUUGAUUACUCUACAUUGAAAAACAAUUACACAAAAUGAAUCUCACUAAAACUGUAUAAAAAUGGCAGACGAUACUUUUUCAAAUUUAAUUUUCCCUCCUCUCCAAUAGUACAAUGGCAACAACAUAAACAAAGCCUACAUUUAGUUCAUCAUUAACUGAUUUAAAUCAUUCAAUAUGAACAAUUGAUUGUAAAAUUUACUAGUCUUUAUCGAUUUAUCUAAAUAUUUCUAACGACUUCCAGAGCUUCAAAUUUAAAACUUGUUAUAAAUCAUUCAAUCAAUUAUUUUGUCUGAAAACUAACGAGUUGCUACAAAAUAUCUGGAUCUUCGUUCUUGGAUUGCAUCUUGUUCUAGUCACUUAUUGUUGUGUAAAUCUUUAUAUUUAACUAUUUUCAUUCACUUUACACCAAAUUUACCUGGAAAAAAAAGUUGAUUUGUUAAAGCUCAAGGCUUCUUACAAAAGUUUAAAUUGCUAUUCAUCAAGAUUAUUACUGGUGUAUAACUAUUGUGAUGAGCUCAUUUGAUCUCUAUGAAGUGAUUACAAACAAAAGGAAAUUUUUAUCUGGAAAUCAACUGAAUCUUGUUCCUUCGGAUGAUUGGACGGUUUAAAGCUGUCCCUAUUUUGAUAUCUUCCCAGCCCCUGUUAAGAUGUCCCAAGUCAUCCAGUCCAUAUUAAGACUUUCAUUUCAUUGUUAAUCGACUCUUUUUUACCAUUCAACCAACCUGUUAUGUUAUAAUUGUAAGUUAUUACACAAAUCUACAUCUUGUAUUUAGAUUAGCUUUCCAAACUUAAGUGAAUAUUCAAUUUAUAAAUAUUAAUAAACUUGAUCUCAAUCCACAUUUACUCGGAAAA
Molecule: messenger RNA, 2821 nt
Organism: Tetranychus urticae (two-spotted spider mite)
Lineage: Eukaryota; Metazoa; Arthropoda; Arachnida; Trombidiformes; Tetranychidae
Product: solute carrier family 35 member G1
Cellular component (GO): membrane
Source: RefSeq, a predicted model, not a curated record